This is a messenger RNA of Dendronephthya gigantea, 1162 nucleotides long. RefSeq lists its product as uncharacterized. The record is from RefSeq and is a predicted model, not a curated record. Lineage: Eukaryota; Metazoa; Cnidaria; Anthozoa; Malacalcyonacea; Nephtheidae. Bases 44 to 886 code for a protein of 280 amino acids. The transcript is spliced from 3 exons.
UUCAAGACGAACUGCACCGCGCUUCGUUUACCGAGAUUCCAAAAUGAAGAAGGCUGAGAUUUCGCAACGGUUUCAUGUGUAUGAAAUACUAUUGAUUUUAUGUGCAAUUCAAACAACCUAUGCAACUGACGGCCAAACAAAUAUGUUCAUGGCUUGCGCCGACUUUGCGAGAAAUACGUUAAGCUGUAACAACAGGAGCAUAAUUUGCAUCGAGUCCAUAAAGAUAGGCCAGGAACCUAAAUUCAAAUGCCCCCGAGUAGAAAAUGCCAAGGAGAACGAAAAUUGUACUAAAGAAGUUGUGGAAGACUUUGUAAAGAACAAAUGCAAUGGAGCGAACGACAGUUGCAAUGUGUUUUACAGAGACACAGAGAUAUCCUCGUAUUGUAAGAGGGCAUUUAAGUAUGUCGAGAUUUUCUUCGCCUGUGUUUCUUCCCCCUCAAAGUGCUCCACGAUUCCUCCCACUUCACCGACGACCACAAAAGCCUCAACUAGCAAGCGAUUUCCGUCUGUCCAACAUGUUAUGGCCCAGAGAAUAGUUUCAUCCACGAAAAUUCCCCCAACCACCUCGCCAAGAACUUCGCCAAAAAACGUAGAAGAUCAAACAUCAAAUUCUAUUUCCCUCACUGACUCUCCCAUCACAAUCGCGCAGAAGCCUGAGCCCAACACUUCCAGGACAAGGUCAGGUCUUCCAAGUCCCGUGCAAGGCAUCAAAAUGUGCACGCGAAAAUCAAGCACAAAUGUGGCCACAAUUUCCUCCACGAAGCCGGGAAGUAACGUCGACACUACGAAACCUCCCGAUGUCAAGCGAAGUAAUGGACACUGCUUUUUACCUUGGAGAUUUCAUUUGAUGGUUAUUCUAGUGGGUUUAAUCGCAAUUCGGGUGUAACUAUGCUCUAUAGCCCCGUUGAUAUAAACCAACAUUUAUCAGGAGGGAAAAAUUAUAUUGAUUCUAUCUUUAAUCGAAUAGACCUGUUUAUGUGUAAAAUGGCGGGGAAUCCUAUUAAUAUCUAUAUAUACAAUUAGUGCACACCCGACUAUUGUCUAUUACAAAUCCUACAUUCUGAUUGGCUACUCAACCAUUGUCUAUUCGUGAUGGUGCACGGUUGGGAAAAUUUCGCUAGCGCGACCGUAUAAAAUUGAAUUACUUUUCGGUGUAAUUGCG